This is a messenger RNA of Cooperia oncophora, 306 nucleotides long. The record is from the annotation of a GenBank genome assembly. Lineage: Eukaryota; Metazoa; Nematoda; Chromadorea; Rhabditida; Trichostrongylidae.
AUGGUAGACUCAUUCUCCGAUUUGGGUGGAAUCGCGGUAAAUCAAGGUACUGUAGAAACUAGACUCCCGCAACUUAUAUUUCACGCGGUACAUGGGCAAAACGUAGUGUUGCAAAAAGGCGGUAGAGUGGCGAGGAGGAAAGAAAGCUUCUGUAAAGGACUUGCGUUUUCUAACAGGCCAGUUUCGGUCAAUGAAAAUGUAUGUAUUCGCCUGAAUGAGGUUUCAACGAGUUGGUCGGGUGUGCUGAGAUUCGGAGUCACUAAUGUGGAUCCUGAGACGUAUAGAACCAUUCAGGUUCCGAAGUGA